UUUAGUUGUCGGUAGUGUUAAUAUCACGGACUUAAGCGUUGGAUUAAAAAUUUCAUUUUUUUGAUAAAAUAGUAAAAUUACUUUGAAAUCUAAUUUUUUUUAUUUUCACUUAAAGUGAAGUGGUUUGUUUAGCUACGCAUUCACAUGCACUUCAUUUCUGCGGCGUCGCAAAAUUUGAUGAAAACAAUUUUUUUUGAUAUCUUCGUGUUAGCUUAAAAGAGGUUUUUGAGUAAUUUUCUGAGCUGUUUUACGAUAACGAAGAGGUUACUUAUUGAGUGAUUUAACAACUAUUAUAAUAUUCACAAAUAUUUACAUUUAAUAAUGGAUGAAAUGAAAAAGGAUUGUGACGGUUUUUCAUCGCUACAGCAGCAAAAUGCUAUUUCUACAAAUUCAGAUCAUGCACCUUUAACAGAACACCCAGAUGAUGUUAAAAUUAUUCCACCAAAGAGGAGAAUAAAAAAAAUUCCGACAACCAGAAUAAUACGAAGAUCUAAAAGACUUUGUCCCUCUAAGUAUCGUAGGAACUUAAUUAUAGGUCAGCAAUCUAGCAGUGCAGAGGACAUACAUAAUAAUCAAAAUGUAAAACCUAAUGAUCAGAAAUCACAAUUCGUUUGUAAAAUAGCACCAUCUGAUGCAUCACGGAAAUUAAUGUCAUCAUCAUUAUCUAUAAUAGAGAACAAUCAAUCAUUACCAGUAGCAUCUACAUCUACCGCUUCAAAGAGCCAAUUUGCUGCUUCAUUAUCUCUCUUUGACAAUAUUAAUUUAUCACCAACAGCAUCUACUUCAGCCGAUGCAAGCAGACUAACAACAUCACUAUCACUAUCAAAUAGUUCGACUAAUAUAAAAUUAGCAACAUUACCAUCUACACCAACUCCAUCACUAUCAUCACCAAUUCCUGCUACCUCUUCAAUUGACAUGAAACUACCAGAAUCAGUAUCACCUCCAAUCCCUUUCAUGUAUUCAGCUCAUAGAGAGGUAGCAGCAUCACCAAUAUCAGCAUCGCUAAUAUCUUCUACUUCAACUGAUAUGGAAGUAGUGGCAUUACCAUCACCACCAACUCCAUACACGUGUUCAGCUGACAGAGAGCUAGCAGCAUCACUAUCAUCACCAAUUCCUGCUACCUCUUCAAUUAAUAUGGAACCACCAGCAUCACUAUCACCUUUAAGCCCUUCCAGAUAUUUAGCUGAUAGACAGCUAGCAGCAUCACCAAUACCAGCAUCGCCAAUACCAACUCCAUCUACAUAUUUAGCUAACAGAGAGCUAGCAGAUGAUGAUAGUGAAUCACCAAUUCCUGCUACCUCUUCAAUUCAUAUGGAACUACCAGCAUCACUAUCACCUCCAAUCUCUUCCAAUGGGGAAGGUGAUGAGUAGUAG
Messenger RNA from Teleopsis dalmanni, 1374 nucleotides. RefSeq names its product flocculation protein FLO11-like. Bases 322 to 1371 code for a protein of 349 amino acids. The record is from RefSeq and is a predicted model, not a curated record. Lineage: Eukaryota; Metazoa; Arthropoda; Insecta; Diptera; Diopsidae. The transcript has 4 exons.